UGUAACAGCAAAAUAGUUCUCUCUGUGACUUAAUGAAGACAGCUACCUUCCUGACCCUAAAAUAACUUAGGAAAACAGCUUCCAUGACGCUGCUGUGGAGGUGAGAAAGAAGUAUGGUCAGCAUUACCACACACUUAGUGUGACGUUGUGGAAGGAAAUAUUUUUCUCCUUGAACUUUUCAAAAUACUUUCAUUUUGCCUCCCCUUGGGAAUCACCUGCUCAGCCUCGAUGGCCUUUCAGGAGCUCCUGGAUCAAGUUGGAGGCCUGGGGAGAUUCCAGAUCCUUCAGAUGAUUUUCCUUUUUGUAUCCAACCUCAUAGUGUACCCUCAUGUGGUACUAGAGAACUUCACUGCAGCCGUCCCUGGUCAUCGCUGCUGGGUCCCUAUCCUUGACAAUGACACUGACUCUGCUAAUGGCACUGGGACCCUCAGCCAAGACGCCCACCUGAAAAUCUCCAUCCCACUGGACUCAAAUGGGAGGCCAGAGAACUGUCGUCGCUUCCGCCACCCCCAGUGGCAGCUCCUUCACCUGAACGGGACUUUCCCCAACAUGACUGAGCUAGACAUGGAGCCCUGUGUGGAUGGCUGGGUGUAUGACCGAAGCUCCUUCUCCUCCACCAUCGUGAAUGAGUGGGGCCUGGUAUGUGAAUUUCAGUCAUUGAACUCAGUGGCUAAAUUCCUAGUCAUGGCUGGAAUGACGGUGGGAAGCAUCAUAUGUAACUAUUUAUCAGACAGGUUUGGGAGGAAGUUAGUACUCAAGUGGUGUUUGCUCCAGCUCGCCAUCGUUGAUACGUGUGCAGCCUUUGCUCCCAACUUCCUCGUUUACUGUAUACUACGCUUCUUAGCUGGGGUUCCUAUCACAGCCAUAAUAGUAAAUAGCACUAUGCUCAUUGUGGAAUGGGUGAUGCCCCGAUUCCAAGCCAUGGGAACAGCACUGAUGUUCUGUACCUAUGGUAUGGGAUUCAUAACUAUAGGAAGUCUGGCUUUUGCCAUUCGAGACUGGUGCACCCUCCAGCUGGCGAUUUCUGUGCCACUGUUUGUCAUCUUUCUGUCUUCAAGGUGGCUGGUAGAGUCUGCUCGGUGGCUGAUUAUUGCCAACAAACCCAAGGAGGGCUUAAAGAAACUUAGAAAAGUUGCACACAGGAAUGGAAGGAAGAAUGCUGGAGACAUCCUAACCAUUGAGGUCGUGAGGUCCACCAUGCAGGAGGAGCUGGAGGCAGCACAGACCAGACCUUCUAUGUUUGACUUGUUCCGCACACCCAACCUGCGUAAAAGGAUCUGCCUCCUGUGCUUUGUGAGAUUUGUAAUCUCCAUACCAACUUUUGGCCUUCUCCUUCACCUCUAGCAUGUGGAGGGAAAUAUUUUCCUACUCCAGAUUCUCACUGGCAUAGCCAACUUUGCAGGCAAUUUUGUUACAUUUUUUGCAUUGAAUCACCUGGGCCGAAGAGUCAGCCAAAUACUUUUCAUUCUCCUGCUGGCAAUCCCCAUUCUGGCCCAGACUUUCAUACCUCAAGAAAUGCAGAUCCUGUUUAUGGUUUUGACAGUUUUGGCAGUAGGAGGUUCUUGUGGCACAUUCACCAGUUCUGUUUCCCAUGGAUUUGAACUAAUGCCCACUGUACUCAGGGUAACAGCUACAGGAAUCGCAGGAAUUGCUGGUAAUACUGGGGCAGCCCUGGCUCCCCUCAUCAUGAUGCUAGCCGUAUAUUCUCCCAAGCUGCCCUGGAUCAUUUAUGGAGUCUCACCCAUCCUCGGUGGUCUUGUUGUCCCACUCCUUCCUGAAACCAGGAAUCAACCUCUGCCUGAGUCCAUCCAGGAUGUGGAAAAGGAGAGAAAAGUUUCAAGAAAAGCAAAGCAAGAAGGUACCUUCAUGAAAGUGGCACAGGUUUAAGGAAUUCCAGUAACUCACUGCUGAUUCAAGAGCAAAAGAAAAGAAAAAAAUGAGAUAAUGCUUAGACGCCAGGAAAUUUUAUAAAAUAAAUAAAUAAAAGUACGUAAUGCAAAAACAGAUUCUUUACCAUUGUGGUACUAAAUUACUAAGUAUAAAACACCUAUGAAUAAUCAUAGUAAGAAAUGUGAAGAAAACCACAAUAUUUUAAAGGACUUUGAAUAUUUGUAUAACUGUUGAUAACUAGCAUGUUUCUGGAUAGAAAGUUUCAAUAGUACUAAAAAUAACAAGUCUUCCCCCAAUUAAUUGGUAGAAUAAUUGAUGUAAUAAUUACAUUGAAAAACCACAUAUUUUUUGAAGAAUUUAAAAAAUGGUUACAAAUUAUCUAGAAUUUAAUAAUUCCUGGGGUAUAGCUCAAUGGUAAAGAAUUUGUUUAUCAUGCACGAGGUCCUGGGUUCAAUUCCUGGUACCUCCAUUGAAAUACAUAAGUAAACCUGACCCCAAGAAAAAAAAAAGUGAUAAUUUUAAAAACAAUAAUAAUUAGAAUUUAAUAAUAAACUAGAUGAUUCAAAAAAAGAGGAUAAUGUAGUGGGGGUAGCUGGCUAGUCUAUGGAGUAGCAUUUGCUGGACUUUAUUAUAGUUGCAAUAGUCAAAGCAGUUGUAGCAGAUGCAUUUGCAUAUCAAAGGAAGUCCAGAAACAGACCAUAGUUGUAACAUUUUAUAAUUUUGGCAACAUAAAUGUGGGCAAAAUAAAGAAUUAUGCAACAAAUAGUGUAACUAUAUAAAAAUAAAUGACUAAUAAUGCAAUUUCAUAUGCUAAACUAAAAAUUUCUACUUUAAUAAAAAGUUAAAUGGAAUCAAUAAGCCAUAAUUUUCAAUAGAAAACUUGGCUACAAAAUCUUGGAAUAAAAAAUAUUCGGAAUAGUUAAGCAAAUGCCAGAAAUUUAAAGACAGGUGGGUUGAAUAGUACUUAUUUAAAGCCUAUGUUGGGCACAAGGGAUUUUUAGGGCAAUGAAAUUAUUCUGUAUGAUACUAUAGUGGUGGCUUCAUGUCAUUAUGCAUUUGUCAAAAUCCAUAGAAUGUACAACAUCAAGAGUGAACCCUAACAUAAACUACAGACUUUGGUUGAUAACAACGUACCCAUGUUGGUUCAUUGAUUGUACCAAAUAUGCCACACUGAUGAGGGAUGUUGAGGGUAAGGGAGUAUAUAUGUGUGGGUGGGGAGGGCUAUGUGCGAACUCUCUUGUAUUUUCUGCUCAAUUCUGCUGUGAACCUGAAACUGCUCUAAAAAGUAAAGUCUAUUAAUAAAAAAAAAUAAUAAGUAAAGCCAAUGUUGGGCAAAACUCUAACAGUGUAUUGGAUAAAACUAGAAAAAUAUUCACCAAAAUAAAAAAAAAUUAACUUUUAAUGGACUUGUGAGUGAUUGUUAGCUUUUUAAUGAUUGACUUUUGAGUGAUUGUUACUUUCUUCUUUGUAAGUUUCUGUAUUCAAAGUUUUAAUCAAGGAAUAUGUAAAAUUUCAAAAUAUUAUAAGAUGUCAAAAUGAAAGAACAAAUGACAAAAUAAGCAAAUUUCCAAGUGUACUUUUAAUUCUCAUAAAUACCUACCAAAAAAGAAAAAAAGAUAACAAAUAAUUCAAUCGAAA
This is a messenger RNA of Camelus dromedarius (Arabian camel), 3528 nucleotides long. Its product is annotated as organic anion transporter 7-like. Gene Ontology annotation, molecular function: transmembrane transporter activity. The transcript has 10 exons. NCBI's taxonomy places the organism in Eukaryota, Metazoa, Chordata, Mammalia, Artiodactyla, Camelidae. Gene Ontology annotation, biological process: transmembrane transport. Gene Ontology annotation, cellular component: membrane. The record is from RefSeq and is a predicted model, not a curated record.